Molecule: messenger RNA, 2241 nt
Organism: Labeo rohita (rohu)
Lineage: Eukaryota; Metazoa; Chordata; Actinopteri; Cypriniformes; Cyprinidae
Gene: slc18a3b
Product: solute carrier family 18 member 3b
Exons: 1
Coding region: 417-1955 (512 amino acids)
Biological process (GO): transmembrane transport; chemical synaptic transmission; xenobiotic transport
Cellular component (GO): AP-2 adaptor complex; terminal bouton; AP-1 adaptor complex
Molecular function (GO): xenobiotic transmembrane transporter activity; acetylcholine transmembrane transporter activity
Source: RefSeq, a predicted model, not a curated record
CCAAAGGAGAGAAAUCGGAGGAAACUGAUAUUGGCACACCUCUCCGUUUGCGCCCACAGCAAGUCUGCUGCUUCUGAUGGAAAAAAAAAAAUACUCACGCGAGUGACCACAGGUGACAGACAAAGCGCGCGCACGAGAAAGCGCAAAAUCAGGCGCGCGUAAGACGAAUGCGAAUGGGGGGGAAAGCUCCGCAGAAGUGGAAAUGCAGAAAGUAAAGCAGCCGAAGAGAAGAGACUAGCACGUCACCUAUGAGAGGCGUGAAAGCAGCGAGCAGAACAGACGCUGCCUGAGCAACGCGAACCGUGCGCGCGCGCUGGACACCAGGAAAGUUUGUGCGUAAAAGGCAGACAGGAAAGGAAUGAAAGUACAGUGUGAAGGGCAGCUCUCUUGAGUAGUAAACGGGCAUUUCGACAGCCAUGGAAUCGGACGGCUCUGCCGGCUUGGCGAAAUCAGCCGCCCUAAAGUUGUCCGAAAUGGGCGAAAGAACUAAACAGCUCGGCAGCGCGAUGCAGGACCCCGACCGGCAGAGAAGGCUCAUUCUCGUGAUCGUGUGCGUCGCGCUUCUGCUCGACAACAUGCUCUACAUGGUGAUCGUUCCGAUCAUUCCCGAUUAUCUCGCAGACUUGGAGAGCGAGCAGGCGGCGCGUGUCCACGCCAACUCGUCGCUGGGCAGAGCGAACAGGGACGACCUGGACAUACAGAUCGGGGUGUUAUUCGCGUCCAAGGCCAUUCUGCAACUCAUGGUCAACCCCCUGUCGGGAACCUUCAUUGACCGCGUUGGAUACGACAUCCCGCUGCUGAUCGGACUUCUGGUCAUGUUUGUUUCGACCUGCAUAUUCGCUUUCGCCGAGAACUACGCGACCCUGUUCGCGGCGCGCAGCCUGCAGGGUCUGGGCUCGGCGUUUGCCGACACGUCCGGGAUCGCGAUGAUCGCCGAUAAAUACACGGAGGAAGCGGAGAGGAGCCGCGCGCUUGGCAUCGCGCUCGCGUUCAUCUCGUUCGGGAGCCUCGUGGCGCCUCCGUUCGGCGGCAUCCUGUAUGAAUUCGCAGGUAAACGGGUCCCCUUCAUAGUUCUGGCCUCUGUGUGCUUGGCAGACGGCUUUUUGCUCCUGACUGUGAUCAAACCUUUCUCUAACAGGACGCGCGAGAACAUGCCGGUCGGGACGCCCAUUUACCGGCUCAUGAUCGACCCGUACAUCGCCGUGGUGGCGGGCGCUCUGACCGUCUGUAACAUCCCGCUGGCGUUCCUCGAGCCCACCAUCGCCAACUGGAUGGAGAACACGAUGAACGCCACCAAGUGGGAGAUGGGUCUCAUCUGGCUGCCCGCCUUCUUCCCGCACGUCUUGGGGGUGUAUGUCACCGUGCGGUUAGCCGCCAAGUACCCGGACCUGCAGUGGUUCUACGGCGCCCUGGGCAUGGUCAUCAUAGGGGCCAGCUCCUGCACCGUGCCCGCUUGCAAGACCUUCGGCCAGCUGAUGUUUCCCCUGUGCGGCAUCUGCUUCGGCAUCGCUCUGGUGGACACGGCGCUCCUGCCCACGCUGGCCUUCCUGGUGGACGUGCGCCACGUGUCAGUCUACGGAAGCGUCUACGCCAUCGCAGACAUCUCGUACUCGGUCGCCUACGCCAUGGGACCGGUAGUAGCGGGUCAGAUCGUGCACAACCUGGGCUUCGUUCAGCUGAACCUUGGCAUGGGCCUGGUCAACGUGCUUUACGCGCCGGCCUUGCUGCUGCUCCGGUGCGUGUGCCAGCUGAAGCCGUCCUACUCGGAGAGAAACGUGCUGCUGGAGGAAGGGCCGACGGGACUCUACGACACCAUCCGAAUGGAGGAGCGCAAACUCAAGCGAAAGGGCUUGUGCGCCACGACGACUAACGCGUGUCCCGUGGACGAGAACGGAUUCUUCGAGCGCUCCAAAUCCUACUCGGAGGAGGAAUCGUCGGGACCCGAGUUCACUUAACCCUAUACCGAGCCCACAGAGAAGCAUCUGACACGACGCAUUUAUUUUAGUGAGCCAGAGAUUAUAUCGCAAACAUGCAGCAUCUGAUGUGCAAUAUUUAUUCCCUCCGUCAUGACUGUGUCCGCUCAGAGAAGUGUGCAUUCGAUGACUUAGAAACUAUAACAUUUGUCUCCGAGCGACAUUCUGUCCUGUAGUGUGUAGAAGAUGAAGUGAGUAGAUGAAGUGCGUAGCUGCGUGAUGUAACUGCACAAAACCCAAAUAAAACCAGUGGUCAUAUUUCCAUACG